GCUCCGCUUAUGUCAUAGGUUUGCCUGACCUCUAGCAGCAUGAGUGAGACGGAUUUCUGUCCUUCAGCACUCGGAACCAAGGAGCACUGGGAUGCUGUCUAUAGUCGUGAACUGAAAAGUUUCCAGGAGUACGGUGAUGAAGGGGAGAUCUGGUUUGGUGAAGGUAGCAUGAGUCGAGUGGUUCGAUGGAUAAAUGCCCAGAAAAUACCUCGUAGCUCAUCAAUACUGGAUAUUGGCACUGGGAACGGCAUGUUAUUGGUGGAAUUGGCAAAGGCUGGAUACAGCAAUCUUAUGGGCGUGGACUACUGUGCAGAUGCCAUAGCACUUGCUAGAAGUAUAUGUGAACAAGAAGAGGUUUCCCAGAGUGUAAAUCUACAGGUCACAGAUUUUCUGGGCUCCUUCAGUCCUUCAGAACAGUUUGACAUCUGUCUGGAUAAAGGCACGUUUGAUGCAGUGAGUCUGGAUCCCAGCAACACACAAGGAAAACGUAGUCAGUAUUUAAAUGUGCUUUGUACAGUUUUAAAACCCAAAGGCCUUUUUAUCAUCACAUCCUGCAACUGGACCAAAGAGGAGCUGAUAAAACAGUUUGGCAAAGAGUUUGAAAUAAAAGAUGAACUACCCACACCCUCCUUCAGUUUUGGAGGACAGUCAGGUCACAGCGUUACGGCUCUGGUAUUCCAGAGGAGGGACAACUCUUAAAGGAAACGGAAUAUGUCUUUAUGAGACCGUGAUCAGCCACUGAGUGGGAGACUGAACCUGCACUUAUUUGUUCUGGACUUUGUGAACAUGAGUCUCUAAUACAGAUAUCACACCUGUAGAUUUUUAGUAAAGUAGCUUUUUACAC
Molecule: messenger RNA, 844 nt
Organism: Nanorana parkeri
Lineage: Eukaryota; Metazoa; Chordata; Amphibia; Anura; Dicroglossidae
Gene: EEF1AKMT2
Product: methyltransferase like 10
Exons: 6
Coding region: 40-699 (219 amino acids)
Biological process (GO): peptidyl-lysine dimethylation; peptidyl-lysine monomethylation
Cellular component (GO): cytoplasm
Molecular function (GO): protein-lysine N-methyltransferase activity
Source: RefSeq, a predicted model, not a curated record